AUGGCGCAAGGAUACUUGGGAGGUUCAAGAAAUUCACCCUCGCAAGAUGGCUUUCGAAGAAAGGCAAGUUCGAAUGUGGUCGCGUCAACCCUCUGCUCAAUCCUGCGGCAUCAUCACUGUAGUUCCUCUGCCAUCGAUCAAACCUCCGCUCCCGACAUCCUGAUUAACCUACACCUGAAAGACGAUAAGUUCGCUUUGCCCUACUAUAAUGUCGGACCCAUGGCCCGUGCACAAAAACAGAAAGAACUUGAAAAUGGCGCGUCAACGGAGCCGCGCUCAGUGCCCUGGACCUCACAAGCGCCAGCUGCAGAUGACACUUCACUUGAGGACGAGCCAUCCAGACAUGUGGACUAUCUCUCUCAUGAUUGGAGAGAGGAUAAUAUCUGCUCAUCCUGGCGCUAUGUGAUCAGAUGGAGGAGCAAGUAUAGUAACGGAGUUAGACUGGAGAACGCAUCUUGGAGAACAUGGGCCAAAACAAGAGGCAACCUUGGGACUAUAUCACCGGAGAGCCUACACUGGGUUAAGGAUAGAGAUACCACCUGGCUCUACGGACCGUUGAAGAUCCCUGACAAUCGUGCGACCGCUAUUUCCUCUACCACUUCGGCUCGUCUACGUAUCUCAAACUUCUCUAUACGCCAGAGGUCCAUUCUUAAAAGAAAGUCUGUUGUGAAAUUGAUGUUUCAACGGUCAGAGUCCCAGCAGGUUUUACUUCCAAAAGCUGAGCAUUACUUCGGUCAACCCCUCUCUCGAACGUGCAACACAGGCCUGGUCCAACUUCAUCAUCGGAUAGGAGAACUGACAUACCCGGAAAUAGGUAGUGUCACUGCACGUUUAUCUCGCGAAAAGGUAGCGACAAAAGAAAGAAGCCAUGUUCACUUCAACGAUGAAGUUGUACAAUGUAUUGCGAAAGAUGCAAAACAUGCCAAUGUGGGCCUGUGGGCUGAGUUUUAUAACGAUGAGCACUGCCUACAUAAUAGCGCCGCCGCGACAGGACGUACGCGAAUCAAGAAGCUCCUGGGUAGCAGCAACACAUCACACGAAACCUUCAGCGGUAGAGGCAAGACCAUCAAUAUUCUCCCCUCGACCAUUCUUCAACACUGCGAAGAGGUCCCAGAAACUCAUAUUCAGCCUGACUUUAACGAACUACCAACUAUUUCGGUCUUCUCUAAGUUAUGCCAGUGGCUGUCAUUUUCGGCCGGGACGAGCUAA
Penicillium manginii is the source of this 1209-nucleotide messenger RNA. Its product is annotated as GATA-like domain-containing protein. Bases 1 to 1209 code for a protein of 402 amino acids. The transcript has 2 exons. Lineage: Eukaryota; Fungi; Ascomycota; Eurotiomycetes; Eurotiales; Aspergillaceae. Gene Ontology annotation, biological process: protein catabolic process in the vacuole; cellular response to glucose starvation. The record is from RefSeq and is a predicted model, not a curated record.